Messenger RNA from Gastrolobium bilobum, 934 nucleotides. Its product is annotated as ras-related protein RABA4c-like. Gene Ontology annotation, molecular function: GTPase activity; GTP binding. Lineage: Eukaryota; Viridiplantae; Streptophyta; Magnoliopsida; Fabales; Fabaceae. Bases 113 to 799 code for a protein of 228 amino acids. The record is from RefSeq and is a predicted model, not a curated record. Gene Ontology annotation, cellular component: endosome. The transcript has 3 exons.
ACUGAAAAAGAGAAAGACCACAUUUUUAUGCAGAAAACAGUGAGGAUCCAAGGUGGGGUUUGCUUUGUUGAGUUGAGUUCUCAAAAGGGUUGUUGGAAACCACAGAGGGAGAAUGGCUCAGACACAGGGUGAUUUGGAUGAGGGUAUUGACUACAUGUUCAAGAUUGUUAUGAUUGGGGACUCUGGGGUUGGAAAGUCUCAGCUUUUGAAUCGGUUUGUCAAAAAUGAAUUCCACAUGAAAUCCAAAGCCACAAUUGGGGUUGAAUUUCUGACCAAGACGGUUGUCAUGGAUCACAAACUAGUCAAGGCACAGAUUUGGGACACUGCUGGUCAAGAAAGGUACCAGGCAAUUACAACUGCAUAUUAUAGAGGUGCAACUGGUGCAUUACUAGCAUAUGACAUAACCAAGCGUCAAUCCUUUGAACAUGUUGAAAAGUGGCUGGAUGAGCUACGGAUGCAUGCAGAUAAAAAUAUAAUUGUGAUGCUUGUUGGCAACAAAUCUGACCUGAGUUCUAGCCGAGCAGUGCCUAUUGAAGAAGCCAAAGACUUCGCCAAGCAGGAGCAUCUCUUCUUCAUGGAGACAUCAGCACUUGACUCCAACAAUGUAGAAUCAGCAUUCCUUGGUCUCCUCUCACAAGUAUAUAGAACAGUGAGUAAGAAGCACAUGAUUGCUGAUGGACCUGAAUCAAAUUGGGAUAAAGUAAACCUUGAACUUGAAGGAACAAAAAUUAAGGUCCCAUUGCAAGAACCUGAAUGCCUAAAAGCUAAAAGGAGAUUCAAUUGUUGCAGUAUUUUUUAGAAUUUCUUUUCUCCUAGAGCCACCUUUAUCUUAGGCGAUUGUUGCUGGGCAAAUUUUCGCCUUUAAAGUUUCUUGUUACUUUGAUUGACAUUGAUAUGAAAUCAGACACCAACUCAAGACUGAUAUGAAGAAUUU